GUCGCCUCUUGGCGUUGCGUAAUCUCCGAGGCGUGACGCUCUCACCUGGGGGAACCGGCGAGGCAGGUGCGGCAGGUGAGGCAGGUGAGACAGGUGAGUUCAGCUCGUGUCGCAACCGGCUGGAGAGUUGCCGGUUCCGCGCCACCCGCCCGCGAGUCACGGAACCGGCUGCAGAGAGGAAGCUGAAAUCAAAUCCAGGGACGUCCUGAGGCUGCAUCGGGAGCAACUUGAUAGACGCGUGCGUGUGUACAGCACAGAAGAGAGCGAGGAGAGCAGAGAGAGAGAGUAGGAGGAGGACUGCUCCCGUGGGUCCCAGCCUCGCCGAGGCGUAGAGGCCGCCCGCUGAGAUGAGGCGACACCGACCCGGAGCGGUCCCUGGCGCGGAGGAGCUCGACCAGGGCGCAGGAGGGCCGCACGGCGGCCACGAGGGGCCCCUGGGCCACGAGGCGGCGCAGGACGACAACACCCCCGAGGUGCUCACGCGGGUCCUGUCGGGCCUCUCCAGCAGGUGGAGGAACAUGUGGGUGCGGAGCAUUCUGGGAUUCGCGAUGUUCUCCUCCUACUGGCUGCUCAUCUACACUGGGCCGAUCGGCCUCAUCGCCAUGGUCUUGGUGCUGCAGGCCAAGUGCUUCCACGAGAUCAUUGGGAUCGGGUACGUGGUCUACAACUCCUACAAGCUGCCCUGGUUCCGCUGUCUCAGCUGGUACUUCCUGCUGUGCGCCAACUACUUCUGCUACGGGGAGACGGUGGUCGACUACUUCUCCACGGAGUUGAACCUGGGCGGCACGGUGCGCAUGCUCAUGCGCUACCACCGCUUCAUCUCAUUCAUGCUCUACCUGGCAGGGCUGUGCAUGUUUGUGCUGAGUCUGGUGAAGCGUUACACCAGACUGCAGUUCUUCAUGUUUGGCUGGACGCACAUCACGCUCCUGCUCAUCGUGACCCAGUCUCACCUCGUCAUUCACAACCUCUUCGAGGGCAUGAUCUGGUUCGUGUUCCCCAUGUGCGUGGUGAUCUGUAAUGACAUCGCUGCCUACAUCUUCGGAUUCUUCUUCGGGAGGACGCCCCUCAUCAAGGUAUCGCCCAAGAAGACGUGGGAAGGAUUCAUCGGCGGCUACAUCUCGACACUCGUGUUUGGAAUCCUGCUCUCCCACGUGCUGUGCGGGCACCGCUACUUCGUGUGCGCCGUGGAGCCGAGUGGCGGCACGGCGGCGAGGGCGGCGGCGUUCAUCAUGGAGUGCGAGCCCUCGGAGACGUUCCGGCUCACGCGCUACCACGCGCCGGCGCUGCUGCAACACCUCGCCGGCAUCGAGAGCCUCUGGCUCUACCCGUUCCAGCUGCACGCUCUCGCCCUCUCCUCCUUCGCGUCUCUCGUCGGCCCCUUUGGGGGGUUCUUUGCCAGCGGCUUCAAGCGCGCCUUCCAGAUCAAGGACUUCUCGAGCAGCAUCCCGGGCCACGGCGGCAUCGUGGACCGCCUGGACUGCCAGUACGUGGUGGGCACCUUCACCCACGUCUACAUCAGCACCUUCAUCCGGGCUCCAAACGUGAAUAAGAUUAUUCAGCAACUCCUGACGUUGAAGCCCGAGCAGCAACUGGAGAUUUUCAACCAACUCAAGGAUCAGCUUCUCAGCAGGGGUCUCAUUUGACCACCACGUGGCUCCUGGUUGAGGAGGCUAUAAACUCAACUGCAUACAAGCACCACAACCGCCACCUCCACAACUCUCCUCUUUUCUCCAAGUUCCAAGGAGGAGCACCAGGGGCGAGCCCUCGUCCCAGGCCCCUCCCCGCUCAAGGACACCGUCUCAGCUGGGGUUCUGGGCCUUCUUCUCUCGCAGCGUCGAGACAUUUCUGAGUUUUGGUCGGUGAAACGAGAUGAAGAGUGAGGAGGAACCACCGGCGUUGCGAUGCUGCCUUCUGGGAGCGCGAUGCCCUGUCCUGGGUGUCCGCGUUUGUCACCCGGAGUGGCGAUGACCUCAAGGGCGGCGGUCCGUCAUGUUUUUUUAAUAUUUGUCUCACAACACAACAGAUGGUUUGUGAUUCAUAAUUAGAUAUUUUUCGGGUGAGGCCACGAAGUGAUCUGGCCAGAUUUAUCUCGUAAGAACCUCCCCACCACACGACACGGCCAAACAAAUGAAUUGUCACGUGGUGUGCAGACGUUUCAUGACGUGCCGACGAUAGCAAACCUGUCAACCCCUUAUCAGUGCCCCUGCCUUAUUACAGACCAAUUCAGACCUUAUUGGUCACCCCGUGCCAUUUAUUAAUCUCAAGGUUCAUCCUGCAAAGUCCCAUCACAAGGGAGAAACACAAACAAAUAGACAAACAAUAUGUUCUCCGUGUUGAAACGGCUGUGUGACGUAUGGACUCAAUUUCCCUGUGCAAGAAUACGGGGUAAACCGCGUGGGCUGACAGCUCUGCUAUAGUUUGUUCACCUCGCUCAGCGGCGAGGUGCGGGGGACGAGCCUCACGGCCACAUUCAGCGGUGAGAUCCGCGACGUUUCUCUCGAAGCUGCCCCGAGCAUUCUUGGGGCCUGGGUUGACGGUGGCCUGGGUUGACCCGACAAUGUGCGCGUGCGUCGCUGUGGUCAGAGCAGCUGACUCGUGAUCCGGAAGUCACGAGUUCAAGUCCCUGGCUCGGGGUCAGCAGCUGAGGAGGUGCAGUCAGUGCCGGAUGAAGUUCGCGUGGGGCCUGUAGCAUGAUGUUAUAAAGGGGCCCUAAACAAAAGAAACACAUAAAUAUUAAAACACAAUUUUUUUGUUACUGUCAUAAUAAAGUAAUUGUAUGUUUUCAUUUGCUAUACAGCCCGAUGAUACGACAAAUCGCUAACCUUACACACCCAGUCAUUAAUAAAAAUUGAAGGCAGUAUAGUACUAUAGUAAUAGAGCAAGUACAGAAUAACUAAACCGGAGUUGAUACCUUGAAAGCAUUUGGCUCGGGGCCCUUGAAAGUGCGGGGCCCGUAGCAAGUGCAGCUGCUACACGUGUAGCUACUACUACUAUACGUGCAGCUGCUACACGUGUAGCUACUACUACUAUACGUGCAGCUACUACACGUGCAGCUACUA
This is a messenger RNA of Lethenteron reissneri (Far Eastern brook lamprey), 3059 nucleotides long. RefSeq names its product phosphatidate cytidylyltransferase 2-like. Gene Ontology annotation, cellular component: endoplasmic reticulum membrane. Lineage: Eukaryota; Metazoa; Chordata; Hyperoartia; Petromyzontiformes; Petromyzontidae. Gene Ontology annotation, molecular function: phosphatidate cytidylyltransferase activity. The record is from RefSeq and is a predicted model, not a curated record.